Pezoporus flaviventris is the source of this 1736-nucleotide messenger RNA. RefSeq names its product programmed cell death 1 ligand 1-like. Gene Ontology annotation, biological process: T cell costimulation; cell surface receptor signaling pathway; cellular response to lipopolysaccharide. Lineage: Eukaryota; Metazoa; Chordata; Aves; Psittaciformes; Psittacidae. The transcript has 8 exons. Bases 202 to 1143 code for a protein of 313 amino acids. The record is from RefSeq and is a predicted model, not a curated record. Gene Ontology annotation, cellular component: external side of plasma membrane.
CAUCUUGACCUGCUUCAACCAAUCCAGACAAGGAAUCCUUCUGCUCAGGGUGAAACAGAAGGGUCUGUAAUGGUUAUUGCAGCAGGUUUCUUCAUGCACAUCUGGAUUUGACCUGGACCUACUAUUUUUCUCUCUGAAAGUGAAAAAUUGAGUACAGCAGCCGAUUUUCUCAGUCUUGAGAAAUUUUGUUCUACCUACAUCAUGGAAAAGCUUAUGCUUUUGUAUAUAUUUUUAUUCUACUGGCAUUUCCUAAAUGCUUUAUUCACAGUUGAAGCUCCCCAGUCACUCUACAUUGUGGAACAUGGGAACAAUGUGACCAUGGAAUGCACAUUUCCAGUGAAUGGGAAGUUAAAGUUUAGAGAUUUAAGUGUCAGCUGGGAAAAGAAAGAUGAGUUAAAGAAGCAGGUUUACGUACUUCUCAAAGGAGAGGAAGACUUCAGAAGUCAGCACAGUGACUUUAAGGGAAGAAUAAGAUUGUUGAAAGAGAAUCUGAAACUGGGACAGUCUCUCCUUCAGAUCACUGAUGUGAAGCUCAGAGAUGCAGGGUUUUACCAGUGCGUUAUUGGCUACGGGGGAGCUGACUACAAGACAAUCAAUCUGAAAGUAAAGGCUCCCUAUAGGACUAUAACUCAAAGAGUGGUGAGCACAGGAGACAACGAAUGGAAGUUGACAUGCCAGUCAGAAGGACACCCACAAGCUGAAGUGAUAUGGCAAAACAGAGAAUACGAAGAUUUGACUGACAAGGCAAACACGAGUUAUGAAACUGGAAGUGACCAGCUGUAUCGUGUGACAAGCACCCUUACCAUCGAAAGUAGAACUGAUGAGAUUUUUUACUGUAUAUUCUGGAAUAAAGAGCUGCAAGAAAAUACAUCUGCCAUUUUACACAUAACAGAUUCAGCUGAUGCUGUUCUGUGGCCUGAGAGCAGACGGUUUGUUGGGGCAUUUCUCAUUGUGACUGCCUUCUCUGGAUCAGUGCCUCUAUUUAUGCUCUGCAUAAGAAAAGCUAGAGUAAAUAAGGACCACAGAACACCUGUGGCUAAUUCAGCAACAGCAGAGCUGUCAAAAGAUACAGAUACACAUGACUACAGAGAUGCUUCUUUUGAAGGCAAAGAGCUGAAAUAUAUACAAAUUGAGAAGACCUAAAGAAAGUAGGGGAAGAUCUUUUCCUCUCUGGUGAAAGUUUGACAGCUCAGAUGUCCUGUGUCCUGUCUAUUAAGGGGGAUAUUCAUUUUUUUUUUUGUUUUAUUCUGUAAUGGCAAUAUUCUUUCAUGUUUUAACUCAGAAAAAACUGCAAUUGUUAUAAUAUGAAAAGUCCUUGGAGUUUCUGCUUUCUUAAAUUUAUGCACUUUUAGUAAAAAAUAUCUCUAAGAUAAAGCACUUUAUGAUCAUAAUGAAUUUCAUAUUUACUUCUUGAAUAGGGCAUCUUCUGGGUUUUUUUGGUUUGUUUUGUUUUGUUCCCCCCUCCCUCCCCCUUACCCCUGCUUCCCAACAUGCUUUUUGAGGCCACAGUCUGAGUGCCACUGAAGGAGAUGGCCAAUUUUUAUUUAUUCCUGGAGUGCAAGAAUGGCUUUGGAAAUAUAAGGGCCAUUUGUGAAAAAACCACUGACUCUCAGCAAUACACAAACAUAGUUUCAUAUCAUCACACAAUUCCCCUUCCAGACAACCUCUUCAUUUUCUACUUCCUCUUUGAGACUGCAACAGCUAUUUGCAUAUUAAAGUAAAAGUGAAAAGUCUGC